AUGGCACGCAACGCUUUCGACUUUGAGGCCUUCCUCACGCCCUCAGAGCGCGGAAUCGCGUCGCCCCAGCCGCCGUCUUUGUUCUUGGGUAUGGACGACGCGCGCGCCUCCGUCGUCGUCCCGCUGCUGGCCUACUGGGUCGUGUCCAUCUUCUAUGAGACGGUCCAUUACGCCGGUUGGUUCGCCGCCUAUCGCGUCUACCCCACUGGCGAGGAGAAGCGGCGCAAUCUCGUCACGCGCUGGGAGACGCUGCGUGUUGUGCUCGUCAUGCACGCCGUGCAGCUCGUUUUCGGUCUCGUCAUGGCCAGCAUCCUUGAGCCGGCCGAUGGGGCCGGUGUGGGGCCGGUAUGGGGCCGGUUCGGGAGCGCCGAGUUCUUCGGGCUGCAGAUCAAGAGCAUUUUCCCACACGCAGCUGCUACCUUGGGCCCAAAGGUGCUGUGGAACUUGGCGAAAGUCCUCCAGUGGUCGUGGCUGGGUCUCCGCCAGCUUGCGACCUUCUUCGUCUUCGACACCUGGGCAUAUUGGGUGCACUACUUCGAGCAUAUGAUACCGUUCCUCUAUCGUCGCAUUCACUCGGUCCACCACUAUAACUAUAUCCCCUACAGCUACGCGGCGUCCUACAACCACCCGAUCGAGGGGUUCUUCAACGAUAUACUGGGCUCCUAUAUAUCGAGCCGUCUCAUCGGCCUCAGCGAUCGCGAGGCCAUGGUCUUCUUCGCGACGGCCAGCGUCAAGGCCGUCGACGACCACGCCAGCCUGGAGCUGCCGUGGAACCCACUCAACCUUUGGGGCUGGGCCUUUGGCAACGGCAUGGUCCACCACAACAUCCACCACCAAGUCUGGGGUCUUAAAACCAACUUUGGCCUCUACUUCACCUUCUGGGACCGGGUAAACAACACCAUCUACAGAGGUAACAGGCGACUUUCCGAGGCAAAGGAGAAGUGGAUGGCGCAAAAAAAGGAAGAGGCGGAGAAGAAGGAGCUCUGA
This is a messenger RNA of Colletotrichum destructivum, 987 nucleotides long. RefSeq names its product Putative fatty acid hydroxylase. The transcript is spliced from 3 exons. Gene Ontology annotation, molecular function: oxidoreductase activity; iron ion binding. Gene Ontology annotation, cellular component: endoplasmic reticulum membrane. The record is from RefSeq and is a predicted model, not a curated record. Gene Ontology annotation, biological process: lipid biosynthetic process. Bases 1 to 987 code for a protein of 328 amino acids. Lineage: Eukaryota; Fungi; Ascomycota; Sordariomycetes; Glomerellales; Glomerellaceae.